CGCGGAAACAGAGCGCCGCUAGCAUCGGCGCAUGCGGCGUUCGUUGCUAUGUAUAACCUUACCAGCUUCUUGUCCAAAACAUCUAGCAAGACGGUGCCAUACCCGAGUCUGUCCAUUCAAACUUUCGUCCUUCUCUACCUGUAUUUUCUCAGGAAUAAUCCAGAGUAACAAUACGCCAUGACCAGCGCUGCUGCUACUAAACUCAGAGAGUUUAAAGACCACAGCUAUGUGGAGGAAUCAGGCAAAAACGUUUACCGAAAAGGACGAGACGUGAACGGCCUGUACCCUUCUCAGUUCGCCCGAGUCCAUCCCGAAAUCGUGGUGCCGGACGACAAUAUAUCUAACGGCACGGCCCUCGACCUGAGUUCCCUGCUGCCUGACGCUGCACUCAUGGCACAAGUCAAGGACACCAAAAAGCCUCCUGUGGAUAUGGGGGAGUCUCCCCCCGCGGCAUACCGGGACCCUGACCCACCCCGCCCCGCCAAGCCGCCGACUCUACACAAGGUCCAGCGGGACGUGUACGGCAUGCCUGUCAUGUGGGAGACCACGUACCACACUGCCUUCAACACGGAGAAACAACUGAAUCGCUUCUGAAACAAGAACUGCCAACAACUGAUCAGCAACGACACCCAGCGGUUUCAGCAUGGAAAGCAUCUAUAACGCAACACGAUUUGAGUCAGUAAACAUCGAAACCAGACAUUGAUGAAUCCUAUGCUGUAAGAUGGUAUAGCUGUGAUAUGAAUAAAUGUAUAACAAAAUGUAAUAAAGAAAAUAUACAAAAUGUAGAGACUUUUAACACAUAUACAUACUUUGUUUACUUUUUACAAAAUGAAGUACGAAAUAUCGAAAUGUGCUAAAGAGUUUUUGAUUAUUAGAUUAUGCAUAACAAUAUCAUACUUUAUAUAUACUAGUAAACUUUUUUGAAGAACUUCUCCAUGUUUCUUUCAUGUGAAUUUUUAUUCACACAAAACACGUAAAUCUAUGUUACAUAGAUAUUGAAUAUUAAAACAACAUCGCCAUAUUCCAUAAGGUUGUGUAUUUUUUUAAUAGAUAAACCGAUAUUC
Messenger RNA from Branchiostoma floridae (Florida lancelet), 1064 nucleotides. RefSeq lists its product as uncharacterized. The transcript is spliced from 6 exons. The record is from RefSeq and is a predicted model, not a curated record. Bases 178 to 594 code for a protein of 138 amino acids. NCBI's taxonomy places the organism in Eukaryota, Metazoa, Chordata, Leptocardii, Amphioxiformes, Branchiostomatidae.